Molecule: messenger RNA, 804 nt
Organism: Morchella sextelata
Lineage: Eukaryota; Fungi; Ascomycota; Pezizomycetes; Pezizales; Morchellaceae
Exons: 1
Coding region: 1-804 (267 amino acids)
Source: RefSeq, a predicted model, not a curated record
AUGGCCACCCCCUCCCCCGCCCGCAAUCCCGGCCCCAGCCCCUUCGUCACCGCCGUCUCCACCCACCUCUCCCAUGUGUUCAUCAUGGAGGUCUGGGACGUCAACAACGUCUUCGCUGCCGACGGCUCCGUCAACCGCCGCUUCCGCGAUCCCACACGCCGCCCCCCCGCUGAUCCCACCUCGCCCGAAUGGGCACCGCCCAACUAUACCACCAGCAGCAGUGGGUUGCAACGCGGCACUCGUGUGCCAGAACCUGCAAGGACCCUGCCGACUAUCAGUGAGAGGUCUGGCUCCAGUGGUCGGUCGACGGCAGGGUCCACGCUGUCUGAGGCCGCGAGGAGGAGUAUGGAGCUUGCGGAGCUGUUGCAGCGUUCGAGUAUGGACCCGGUCACCAAUACCGCACCACAUGCCGCUGAGCCUGCUGCUCCAAUUGACAUUGAGGCGCUCACUGGCCCCCGUCCAGUCCCCCAGUUCCAGCCCCUAACGCUCUAUCCCUCCGCUAUGGAGAGCUCCGCCGCAGUCUUCCAAACCGUGGGGCAGACGAUUGCCCGUAGGGGCGGAAGAAACAGUGUCCAGUUCGGUAAUAGGAGAGCACACUUGUCCUUCCUACGUGGGAGAAGGUCGUUGCCGUGUAUACCGCCGGAGUGGUUCACGAGGGACCAGAAUGAGGCGCUGAGAGUGCUCUUGGGGGAGGAGGAGGAAAGAGGCAAUGCCUCGGGGUGUCGGUUUUGCGGAGGGACGUGUAAUAGGGGCAGAGAUAUCUGUGUUAUUUGUAUCCUGUUGUUGGAGGGGGAAGCAGCUUGA